GAGUUAGCGGCUCGUCUCCAUGCUCAGUUUCCGGAGCAUUAUCCAGACAACAACCACAAGCCGGAGAUGGCCAUCGCCCUCACCCGCUUUGAGGGCCUCUGCGGCUUCAGACCGGCGGAGGAGAUCCUGGGGUUCCUCAAAUCUGUCCCAGAGUUUCAUGCUCUGGUGGGAAAUGAGGCGGCAGAGGAGCUGAGGUGCAGCGUGGGAAAUGCGGUCCACACGGGCCAGGUGCUGAAGAAGUGCUUCACCAGGAUGAUGAACUGCGAGAAGAAGGUGUUCGUGGAUCAGCUCAACAUGCUGGUCAAGAGAGUCACUGAAGACGGUGCAGCAGGGAAGGACACGUCGAGCAGCAUCGGAGACCUGCUGCUGCGGCUCCACUCUCAGUACCCCGGAGACAUCGGGUGCUUCUCCAUCUACUUCCUGAACCACAUGCUGCUGGAGCCGGGCCAGGCCAUGUUCCUGGGGGCCAACGAGCCUCACGCCUACCUCUACGGAGACUGUGUGGAGUGCAUGGCCUGCUCAGACAACACGGUGAGGGCCGGUCUGACUCCCAAAUACAUCGACGUGAACACGCUGUGUGAGAUGCUGAACUACACCCCCGCCCCGGCCAGCUCCAAGAUCUUCCCCUGUGUCCAGGACGCCUCCGACCCCUGCGUCUCCCUGUACGACCCCCCCGUGCCAGACUUCUCUGUCAUGAGGAUACAGGUCCCCCCCUCAGUGAAGCAGUACACCGUUGCCCCCGUCGACAGCGCCAGCAUCCUCCUGGUCAUCGAAGGGGACGCCAUGGCGACCUCUGUCGCUGCCCUCUCUGACAUCACACUGAGCCGGGGCACCGUCCUGUUCGUCUCGGCCAAUGAGAGCGUCUCCCUGCAUGUCACAUGCCCCUCAGGGAUGACCAUGUUCCGGGCCUGCUGCCUCCUGUAGCUGCCAGUCUGAAGCAGUGUGUGUGUGUGUGAAGGCUUCCUGUGUGUGUGUGCUCCUAAAGAUCUACGCUGCGAUCAGGAUUGAGCCCAAUGAUCCCCCUGCACCUCACAGUAGGUAGUACGUUAAAGGAGCUUUCAGACACAGAGGCCCCCUCCCACCUAAAACCAACCUGCAGUGUUCUUUAGCUUUAAAGUCCACAGCAGAUUUGAAUUGUCUUUUUUACCUUGAGCGGUGCAAUUUACAUCUUAUAGAAAAAAAACAUAGGAUGUUCUCUUCUAAAUUCUUUAAAGGUGCUGGGUAUAUACUGAGAAUCAAAAGUCAAAUGAUAUGUCCAGAACACUGACCAUGAUCCUAUUUAAAAAGUAGUAAGGCAGUGCUCAGAUCACUUCAUCCUUGUGGGGUAAAUGAUAAGGAUUAAAAUGUUGCAUGAAAGGUUGUUCUUGAACUAGAAAAACCACAGUAUAAAGGUCUAUGUGGUGUGGUAGCUUUUCUGAAGCGGAAGGGACUUCAAUGCUCAGAAGAAAGGAAAAUGUGCAAUUCAACGACAACUAGGCAAACACUUUCUGAUAAUGAAGAUCAUACAGAAUUGUCUAGAACAGCAAAUAAACAUUUGGGCCAAAACAAAACUUCACAACUGAUCAAGCUCCACCCACUGAUUUGAACCCACAGUUCAAAGCCUCAAUAUAACUAUGAAAUAAUCCGGGAAAUAUUGCUCAAUGCUCAAUUUAAAACUGGCCCUUCUUCAGUGUUUAUGACAUACUUCCUUUUUAGUGAUAAAACACUUACAGCUGCACGUUUUUAUCCUAUUAUAAUACUUUCUAACAGAACUGAAGCAGGGUGGAGGACAUGUUUACAGAGGUGCAGUACACCACCAUCACUCACUGCUUUGUACACCUGCAGAACCACCUGAGGACUGAGCAUGUCUGAUAUAUGAACCAGCAGUCUUUCUCAGUUAGUAAAUAUCCAGACCUGGAUACAAUACAUAGAUAGAAAAGUUAAGGGUAUAUAGUGCAACACUGAGAUGCCUGUGCAUGUUUGAUUUUGAGCAGUAAGACCGGAGAGGGGCCUUCAAUCUCGACCGGGGAUACAUUUAGUUAGCUUUACCAACAUCUCCUUUAAGAUCGUCCAUACAGCUCAAAACAUUUUGUAGCUGUAUGGACGAUGAUUAAGUCCACAUGUUAAAUCUAAAGUUUUUUAGAUCUGGCCAAAAGUGAGAGUGAGACUAAAGUCAAAAUUCUGAGAAGAAAAUCUAAUUUAUUUUAAGAGAAAUUCUGAGAUUAAAGUCAGAAUUUGAGCAAAACCAUUCUGACUUUUUUCUCAGAAGAAGAAAGAAAUGUGGCCCUUAUCUUCUUCUGUACAGCUGUUGGGUUUCUCAGUCUUUGUCAGGAGGGAGAAUAACUUAAUGAAGUUAAAGUUAACAAGGGAAAACCAGGACUUGUGAGAAGGAAACGAGAGGAUAUUUUUGGUUAAACUAGAUUGACUGAAAUAUCAGUUUGAGCUUUUCAUUGAUAAGAACCUUAGAAAGUUCGGACUAAAAUGUGCCUGGCUAAAUAUGAUAGUAAACUAAAAAGGACAUUUGACACAGGAUUUAGUAGCUUACAAAUGUAAUCUUGAGUGUCAGUGAAGUUUACCCUGGAAAGUAUUACUGCUUUUAACUGUUACCAGUGCAUGUUUACGGUGAGGAAACUUAUUUUCAAAGUAUAAAACAAUCAUAAAGUUAAAAACUAACAAAGAGGGCCGUUAACCAUCACGGUUAAUGUCGCUUUCAUUAACUACAUCUUAAAGUUACUCAUGAGGGAAAAUGCACUACUGCUGUCCGAUGCUUACAUGUACAAUUUGACUGAAGCCCGUUAACACAAAUCUUGUACAGUUGUACAACAAAAUGCUGCAUUCAGUUUUGUAAUAUCGUAUCAAACAUGUCUGUAUUUCUAAGUGUGUGAAGCUGGAUUUUCAACAGACGUUGCAUGUUUUGUUGUUUGAACUGAUUCAUUAUUACUCGACUUUCCAUAAUAAGUGAAAUUGACCCUUGAACAAUGCCGUAUUGUAAGGUUUUACCUGUGUAUUAUGUGGUGGUCCAACAUGUUGGUAGAAUAUUGUAAGUAGAUUAUUUCAGUAUGGUGCAAAUUUCCACAUAAUAUUCCAGUUUGUAUCAGGGUCAAUCUGAAUGAAGUCAAUCAAUGAAGUGGAUUCUUCUUGAAUUAUUUGAGUGAAUGCUGUAACUGCCUGCCAGUGAGUAAAUAUGUCUCUUGUAGUUUGAAUGAAUGACAGUGAAUUGAUCCAAUGCUUUUACCGAUGACCAUGUAAGUCAUGUGGGUUGAUUUCUAAGCUUGUCCCUGAUGUAUGUGCACUAAACCUUUUAUUUGUCUGUUGUUGAAAUUGUGGAAAAAAGGAAGAAUAUUUGGGAGGUUUUAAGUUAAAAUCAUGGUCUUCUUGAUUAAGGAACCCUUCCUUCAAUUCCUCUUCCUGUAGCUCUAAACAUUAAGACGUUUUUUUGUUAACAAACCAACUUUUUUUCCAUCUUUUAAAAAAAAAUGUAUUUAGUAAUCGUGUAGAGAUCACUGAUUUAAAUAUGAAUUGAGUUUUAACUUUUAUUUUAGAUUCUCACAUCGUUGUUACUGAUCUUGUUUUGAGUCACCUUAUCGUUUUAAAAACUGUAUGUCCACACGUUUGUUUUGUCCACUUUGACCUCCUGUCCUUAAAAUGCACAUGACGCUGAAGUGGUUUAAUUAUAGUCUUGGAAUAUUUCUCUAGUAAAGGCAUGGUUUAGGGUUUUUAAAUAUGGUUAUGCCUGGGACUGCAGAUAACAUGUGUGUGUAGAAGUAGUUUAAUAAAGCCUUGUUCCAUUACUA
Messenger RNA from Gymnodraco acuticeps, 3773 nucleotides. It is a transcript of the gene mpi, whose product is annotated as mannose phosphate isomerase. Gene Ontology annotation, cellular component: cytosol. Gene Ontology annotation, molecular function: zinc ion binding; mannose-6-phosphate isomerase activity. Lineage: Eukaryota; Metazoa; Chordata; Actinopteri; Perciformes; Bathydraconidae. Gene Ontology annotation, biological process: GDP-mannose biosynthetic process; carbohydrate metabolic process. The record is from RefSeq and is a predicted model, not a curated record.